Pichia membranifaciens NRRL Y-2026 is the source of this 748-nucleotide messenger RNA. RefSeq lists its product as hypothetical. NCBI's taxonomy places the organism in Eukaryota, Fungi, Ascomycota, Pichiomycetes, Pichiales, Pichiaceae. The transcript has a single exon. The coding region runs from base 202 to 621 and encodes 139 amino acids. The record is from RefSeq and is a predicted model, not a curated record.
AUGCGAUCUGCAGCCAACCUUCUUUCGGAGUUAUGCACAGGAGCAUGGUGUGCUGCGAGUGCCAGGGACAAAAUGUGUGCGCGCGUCAACAGGUGAGCGGAGUGGCGCUAAACACAGCGGCAAGAGGGCUAGCACCGAAGUAGGCGGGAAGAGAGACGGGCGAGGGCCCACGGGCGUGGACAGGCGUGGAUCCGGGGCUAGAUGCGCAAACCGCGUAGUGCUGUGCUGCGCAAAGCACCGAGACUGAUCUACGGGGAUCGGCGGCAACUAUCCAGCAGCCCUAGAGGUUCACCAAGGGAGCAACCGACUAGGUGCACGUUGGUGGGCACUGCACUCUGCGUCGCCACGGGGAGCCACGACUUACCACGGCGUGCUUGCCGCUACGAGCAACGGUUGAGCCCGCUGUUAGCAUUCCGCGCCGCAGCCAAACCCGAGCAAAACCAGCACAAUGUCGCUUUCCCCAGCCCCGCCCACCGCGUCGCAGCCGCUGCCGCCGCCACGCUCGGCCACGCUGCGCUGGAAGGGGAAGCCUCCCCCUGCCCCCAGGGGUGGAAAAUUAUACCGCAACUUUGUGAGCGAGGUGCUGCACUAUACCAUCGCAGAUGCCUCAACCGCUCCUAGACACGGUGCGCAAAUAGAUCAACCGAUGUCUCCUGUUCCUGUGCUCACCAAACAUACUGGUCGACUGAUUGGGCCUAGCCUGGUAGCACCAAACUGUUGUAAUUAGUUCGAGGUGGAAUUUGUGAGG